CAGGGAUCUUCUGCACCAUCUCCCUGUGCACAUAUGCAGCCAGCGUGACCUACGACCUCUCCAGAAACCCGCCCUUCAUCUACGGCCUGCCGGCUGACGUGGAUCACGGUUAUGGCUGGUCCAUCUGCUGCGCCUGGGCCAGUCUGGGUCUCACUGUAGCGUCUGGCUGCCUCGGCACCACCUUCCCCUUCCUGAGCCGGGCCGGAGCACUGCGGUCCAAAACCGCCCACGAGUCCUCCGUCUGAGGCGAGGAAGAGGAUGAUUCUCGGACGACAAAAGCUGCGAGCUGAGCCACAGACUGAACCCUUUACUCUGCGACGCUGAGCAGGUGCUGCUCACUGACUUCAGGCUUCCCGCAGGAGGGAACGCACUAACAGAUGAUCCAGGUAUCAGUGCUGCCGCUCUGUUAUCAAACAAAGGAGUUGACCUUUAACCUCUGACACCGACUCCUCUGUAAACAGGGUAUGACACCAUUUAUGUUUAAGCUUUUUCAGGUAUCAGCCUCUGAGACUCUGCAUCAGCCUAUCGGAAGCCCCGAUGCCUUCUCGUGACCCCCCUGUACGAGCAGAAUCGGACGUUUGAAGUUCAGGCUCUGAGCUUUCAAAAACAUCUGGAAUUACAAACAUUCAUCCACCAGCUGCAGACACCAAACUGAGAAUGUCCACAGCAUCCUUCCCAUCAUCAGGAGGAGGAGCGUGAGGAGGAGUAUCAGGGGGACGGACCCAUCGAGGUCUUUAGGCUCCUGAGGGAGAAUGACGGUGGAUGAAAUGUUUGUGUGCGGCUCAAAGUCAGAACUUUAUUUAAUUUCAAGCCGACACGCAGAGUGAAACGGUGACUCACCAUCACUAUCGACCUUUAACCUGUAGAUUCCACACUGAAAGCUCCCAUGUUCCUCCUGAUACCCCAUCAUAGCUCCACUGUCCCCUCAUGGAACCUUUGCUGCCCCCUGCUGGACACAGCUGUAAAUACAUGGUGUAAACAUGAUGGGACUCGUCACCUGUAGCUGCUCCUGUGGAAGAUCUGUCAGCAUUUGUUGGAUGUAUUUAUAUCUGAGAAUUAAAUAUUUGUUAAAUGUG
Molecule: messenger RNA, 1076 nt
Organism: Haplochromis burtoni (Burton's mouthbrooder)
Lineage: Eukaryota; Metazoa; Chordata; Actinopteri; Cichliformes; Cichlidae
Product: transmembrane protein 178A
Biological process (GO): negative regulation of osteoclast differentiation; regulation of cytosolic calcium ion concentration
Cellular component (GO): endoplasmic reticulum membrane
Source: RefSeq, a predicted model, not a curated record